GGUCAGCAGGAGAGUGUACAAGACUCAGUAGGGCAGUGUACAGGUGGUCAGUAUGGCACAAAAUACGGGUCAGCAGGGCAGAGGAUGGGAGAUCAGCAGGGGAGUGUACAAGAGUCAGUGGGGCAGUAUACAGUGGUUCAGUAGGGCACAGGAUAGGGGUCAGCAGCAGAGGAUGGGAGGUCAGCAGGGGAGUGUGUAAGAGUGAGUAGGGCAGUAUACCGGGGUUCAGUAGGGCAGAGGAUAGGGGUCAGUAGGGCAGAGGAUAGGGGGUCAGCAGGGUAGAGGACAGGGGUCAGUAGAGGAGUAGACA
Messenger RNA from Staurois parvus, 310 nucleotides. NCBI's taxonomy places the organism in Eukaryota, Metazoa, Chordata, Amphibia, Anura, Ranidae. The record is from the annotation of a GenBank genome assembly.